Messenger RNA from Ctenocephalides felis (cat flea), 1218 nucleotides. RefSeq names its product glucose-fructose oxidoreductase domain-containing protein 1-like. Bases 46 to 1218 code for a protein of 390 amino acids. Lineage: Eukaryota; Metazoa; Arthropoda; Insecta; Siphonaptera; Pulicidae. The record is from RefSeq and is a predicted model, not a curated record. Gene Ontology annotation, molecular function: nucleotide binding. The transcript has 2 exons.
UCUAACUAAGAGUGUUUCAUACUUCUUAUAUCUAUUACCAUUACCAUGUUGCCUGGUAUUGGUGUUUUCGGCACAGGUGCCCUAGCAUCAGCCCUAGUGCCUUUACUACGUGAACGAGGCUUCAAAAUUGAAGCCCUAUGGGGCCGAACAAUACAAGAAGCUGAACAAACAGCCAAGGAACUCAACAUUCCAUUCUACACAAACAAAAUCGAUGAAGUACUACUCAGAAAACAUGUAGAUCUCAUAUUCAUCAUAUGCCCACCUUACCUACAUUCCCAGAUUUCUGUAAAAGCUUUAGGAAUAGGCAAACAUGUCGUAUGUGAUAAACCGGCUGGUUUAAAUCAAUUGGACGCUUCUAAAAUGGUCAGAGCUUGCCAGUACUACCCGUCGUUGAUAUCUAUAUUAAAUCAUUCCUUGAGGUUCUUUCCAGCAUUUACAAAAAUGUAUGAGGUUUUACGUGGUGGGUACUUGGGUGAUAUUGAUGAUAUAUCCAAUGUUGAUGUACGAGUACAAAUGGCAUCGUUGUUGCAUAAUAAGUACGACUGGUUGUGUGAUGCUACAAUGGGUGGAGGCAUUUUAAAUCUUGUCGGGAGUCAUAUAAUAGACUUGAUUAAAUUUCUUACAAACAAGACUGCUGUUAGAGUUCACGGUACUAUUAGGACUUUUACAAAAACAACACCGUAUGUUAAUGGUAUCAGGCAUGUUUCGGCACCAGACUUUUGUACGUUUCAAAUGGAACUGGAGAAUGGUUGUUUGGUGACUGCUACUUUGAGCAGUCAUAUUCCUGGUGCAAAAUUUCAACAAGAAGUAGUCAUGUGCAGUCGUACUGGACAUUUGGCAGUACGUGGAGGAGAUUUGUAUGGAUGCUGUUAUGAAAUACACAGAGAUUCAGGAAGUAAUAAAGAAGUCGUCCUUUAUAUGGACGACCAAGACGUGGCCCAAUCCCAGGGCGUCGACAUCUUGCCAAUGCCAUACAUCAAGGGUCUCUGCAAGCUCACUGGGGCUCUCAGAGAGGCUUUUCUACCAGUCGAGGACAAGGCUGGUUGGAUAAAGGAGCCUGUACAGCUGGCAGCUUCUUUCGAAGAUGGAUUGUAUGUCCAGGCUGUUUUGGACGCUAUCAAAAAGUCCAGUAAUGAAAGAACAUGGGUCGAUAUUGAUCUGAUGACUGAGGUUAAUAAUAAAGAAAAUAGUGUACGUGUCCAGAAUUCCUUACAGUAG